CAGUGUUGUGCCUGCGUGCGAUUGGAUAAUGUAUGUUGUCCGGGCUGGGGCUAAUUUGAGCUCCGUAGUCUGCAGUGCCCUUUUCCCCCACAUGGAGUACGGAGGCCCCUCACUGGUCAACCCCCCCCGACCAUCCCACCACCUCCAAAACUACCAGCGCCCCGCCUGCCCCCCUCACACGCUCCCGAUAUAGACCUAGCGACUCCAGGACAGGGCCAGUUGGAGAAUGCCGAGGACAGGAAGGCGCUGUCUGUAAGUCUGCUGCGCCUCUAACACUGGACUGCGGUCAUGGACCGUCUCGCACAGCACCCCAUCGAGGACAGGGGACGAACAGUGAAGGAGACAGCAGGGUUCUGGUGUUCUGUUCCUUCCUGCAGCCCUGGACCUCGAUACCAGGGUCUACAUGAAGUUCAUGAUGAAUCACUGCUGCUACGACGCCAUGCCAACCAGCUCCAAGCUCGUCAUAUUCGACACCACGCUGCAGGUGAAGAAGGCCUUUUUUGCGCUGGUGGCUAACGGUGUCCGGGCGGCUCCUCUGUGGGACAGCAAGCUGCAGUGCUUUGUAGGAAUGCUGACCAUCACAGAUUUUAUUAACAUUCUACACCGGUACUACAAAUCUCCCAUGGUACAGAUUUAUGAGCUGGAAGAACACAAGAUUGAGACGUGGAGAGAAGUUUACCUGCAGUACUCUUUAAACUCGCUCGUCAGCAUCACCCCCGAGUCCAGCCUGUUUGACGCCAUCUACUCUUUACUGAAGAACAAGAUCCACCGGUUGCCUGUCAUUGACCCGGAGACGGGAAACGUCCUGCACAUACUGACGCACAAGCGCAUCCUCAAGUUCCUGCACAUCUUUGGGUCGAUGAUCCCAAAGCCACGCUUCCUCCAGAAGCGCAUCGAGGAGCUGGAAAUCGGGACGUUCAAGCAAAUCGCCACGGUCCAGGAGAGCGCCACGGUGUACGAUGCCCUGACCAUGUUCGUGGAGAGGCGGGUGUCGGCGUUGCCCGUGGUAACCAAAGAAGGAAAAGUGGUGGCCUUGUACUCCCGAUUUGAUGUGAUCAAUCUGGCGGCUCAGAAGAACUACAACAACCUGAACAUGACGAUGCGGGAGGCAGUGCAGGGGCGGGCCUGCUGCGUGGAGGGCGUGCUCAAAUGCUACCCCCACGAGACGCUGGAGGCCAUCAUCGACCGCAUCGCCAAGGCCGAGGUUCACCGCCUGGUGUUGGUGGAUAAGGAGAACGUGGUGAAGGGCAUUGUCUCGCUCUCUGACCUGCUGCAGGCCCUGGUUUUGACCCCGGCGGGCAUCGAUGCCCUUUUCCCUUAGCGCCUGGGUGGUGUGCCGGCCUUCAAUGCUUCACAGGCUUAUCCUGCUCGGAGAUUUGAAGCUGAUGACACACAGAUGGCUGAAAGAACAGGAAGACAAAGACAAAGAUAGGCUUUGUACAUACGUGUAUUUGUCCAUAUGUACAGUGACUCUCAAAUGGACAGACAUAAUUAGACUGCCCCACAGUGAACUAGAGGACAGUUUGUCAUGUUUUAUUUUUUAUAUUGUCAUCAAGUGACUGACGUUUGGUUGUGUAUUUAUUUUUUUAAUGUUGUAAAUUGUAUAUAAUGUUUUGUAUUAAGUGGCGCAGCUGUGUUUGUUUCUGGAAGAUCAGCCCCAUCAGUCCACCUAUUUGAAGUGUUGUGUCGAUCUGUGGUGCCAUCCCAAUGGCUUGGUUCUGGUAUGUUGAAUGACCAUGGAAUAACAGUUUUUUUUCCUGUGCUCACAUGCACAUUUAAAGAAAUAAUCUUUUCUAAAUUAUUAAAUUUUCCACUAUUGAGAGCAUGGAGAUUUAUAUUACAGUGACGAGCCAAGUCUAUGUAUUAAUUAAUUAUUUAGUUUUGUGUUUCUCAUUCACCUAAAUGCCAAUCAAUUUAAUUAGCUCAUAAACUGACAUAGCUACUGUAGUGUAUAGGUAAUGUGAAAGUAAUUUUAAAAAUCAACAUUAUCAUCUGUUAGGCCAUAGGUUUUUUAAAGUUUUACAACCAUUUGAGAAACAUAUGUCAAUUAUUUAUAAAUAAUUACUCUGCCAUCUCAGUUUGAUUAGAAAGAAAAGGGUGUGGAGAAUGUCCUUUUGCAUGAUAUUGAAGAUUGCACCAAAAUUUUAGUAUUCUAUUUUACAAU
This is a messenger RNA of Anguilla anguilla (European eel), 2164 nucleotides long. Its product is annotated as 5'-AMP-activated protein kinase subunit gamma-3-like. Lineage: Eukaryota; Metazoa; Chordata; Actinopteri; Anguilliformes; Anguillidae. The record is from RefSeq and is a predicted model, not a curated record. The coding region runs from base 404 to 1321 and encodes 305 amino acids. The transcript is spliced from 13 exons.